AUGAUUAGCGCUGAUGAUUUAACGAUUAUAAAGCCAAGAACAUCGCAUGUAAGAAGACCUGAGGAAAGUAUUCGUACUAAGGGCUCCAAUCCCUCAUCAUCCAACCUUCGUGAGGAACUUACUAAAGAAGGAGCAAGAUAUGUUCAUAACUUCAUAGCCAAGAUUGUCAAAUGGAUUUUGGAUGAAAAUCAUCAGGUAUCUGGGAUAUCUGUCCCUUUACAAAUUGUGAUUCCUGAUCCUCCCAAGAGCAAACGUAAUGAUGACGAUGUUCACGUUGCUGGUAGUGACAUUCACAUGACUAUAGAAGAUAACAAUGAAGAGAUUCAAGAAGAUGCUGAUAAAACCAAUGUCACUGAGGAUGUCAAUGACAUCGAAAAUUUUGGAGCUGAUGAUAGUCCAAGGGCAGAUGCUGGAACAGGUACAAAUGUUGUGGAUGUAGAUGAGUACUCUGACAAUGAUUUGGUUUCUACUGUGAACCCUAGUGUAGCCGAAAGGCUCAUGACUAGGAGAAAGGGAAAAGCUGUGAUGCAGAAGUCUCUUGCGAAGAAAGCUGAUGUUAAAAGCCCUUCCAAAGACUCUAUCAAGAAGAAGAGUACCACUGUAGGACCUAUAAAGAGCAGAGUUGUGGCUAAAAGUUUUGGUAUUGGUCCCUCAAAAUCUUGGAGCAAGGUUGUUCCAAAGAAGAGGAAGGCAAGAGCUGUUAAAGAAUUCGAGUCUGAUGUUGAAGUGAAUGUCCAUGACAUUCCAUUAAAGAAGAAGCCCACAACUAGCAAGCUUGCUACUAGUGUACCUGAAGUUCCCAUUGACAAUGUAUCCUUCCACUUUGCUGCAAGUGCAAACAGGUGGAAAUUUGAGCAUCAAAAGAGACUGGCCCUUGAGAGAGAAUUGGCUCAAAAUGCUCGUAACUGUAAGGACAUAAUGGACUUGAUUGAGGCUGCUGGCCUAAUAAAAUCUGUUGUCCAUCUGAGUAAAUGCUAUGAAAUGUUGGUGAAAGAGUUUGAUGAAGCUCAACCUGAGCUUGAAGUCUCUGAUAACAAGGUAUGCCAAGUUAUCACUGCAAACCAAGUCAGGAGCUGGCCCUUGAAAGGAAAAUUGUCUGCUAGUAAACUAAGUAUGAAGUAUGCAAUGCUACAUAAGAUUGGGGUUGCUAAUUGGGUGCCAACAAAUCACAAGUCUACUGUCCCAACUGUUCUUGGAAGAUUUAUCUAUGCUAUUGGUACAAAAGCAAAGUUUGACUAUGGUACCUACAAUUUUUAG
Messenger RNA from Vicia villosa (hairy vetch), 1257 nucleotides. RefSeq lists its product as uncharacterized. The transcript is spliced from 2 exons. The coding region runs from base 1 to 1257 and encodes 418 amino acids. Lineage: Eukaryota; Viridiplantae; Streptophyta; Magnoliopsida; Fabales; Fabaceae. The record is from RefSeq and is a predicted model, not a curated record.